This is a messenger RNA of Pseudomyrmex gracilis, 1847 nucleotides long. Its product is annotated as cytochrome P450 4C1-like. NCBI's taxonomy places the organism in Eukaryota, Metazoa, Arthropoda, Insecta, Hymenoptera, Formicidae. Gene Ontology annotation, molecular function: monooxygenase activity; heme binding; iron ion binding. The coding region runs from base 137 to 1675 and encodes 512 amino acids. The record is from RefSeq and is a predicted model, not a curated record. The transcript is spliced from 10 exons.
GUAUAAUUUUUGGCUCUGAGCGCCGCGUUUUUAUACCGGGACAAUUGGUCGGUUUCGGCAGUAACGUUGCGAUAGCGCACACAUCGUUACAAAGUUAUUUUAAACAAAGUUCAGUCGUAUCGUGUAACAUUGCACAAUGGACAUCCUGUUUCAGAUUAUAAUUGCUGUUAGCGCCGUUUUAGCAUAUAAAAUAAUAAUAAGUGUGUAUAAAUAUUACAUUACAUGGAAAAAACUCAAGCACAUUCCUGGACCUACUUCUUUUCCUAUUAUUGGAACACUUGAAUUUCAAAGGUUGAAUGCAAUGGAAGAACGUACGAAAUGGUAUCUAACACUUCUAAAUAAAUAUAAAGAUGGAAUUAUAAAAUAUUGGGUAGGAUUUAUGCCAGGAAUUUGUCUAUACGAUCCAAAUUUAAUACAAGUUGUUCUUUCAAGUAAUAUACAUAUUAAUAAGUCAUAUGACGUGAUGAUGCUAAGUGAGUGGUUAGACGAUGGACUUCUUACUGCAAAAGGUGAACAAUGGCACAAAGACAGGAAACUUCUUACUCCUACAUUUCAUUUCGAUAUACUGAAACAAUAUGCUUUGACCAUGUCUCAAAAAACGGAAAUGAUGAUAAAAGAUAUUGAAGAAAAUUUAAAAGAAAACCCACAACAAGCAAUUAGCAUCAUACCUUGUAUUACAAAAGUUGUCACCAAUAUUAUACUCGAAACUGCGAUGGGCGUAAAUUCACAUGAAACUAUAUCUGAAUAUUCAGAAGCUGUGGACAGAUAUUUUAACUUCCACUGUACGCGUGCAACUAACUGGAUUUAUUUGUUAAUGCAUGAAUUAGGUCCGAUAUGUGCUUUAGUUCCUAUUAUAAGACAAACUAAAGCAACUAUUACUUAUAUGCAUAACUUUGCAAAUAAGAUAAUACAAAAAAGAAAACUUGUGCGUUAUAAACAGAAUGGCAAAGAUGAAAAUUUACAAAAUGAUUACGAUGCAUCAGACAAGUCGAGAAGAAAAGUGUUUUUAGAUCUUCUAUUAGAGUUGAGGGACAAUGGCAACACUUCAUUAUCUGAUAAGAAAGUGAGAGCACAAGUCGAUACAUUUUUAUUCGCGGGUCAUGAUACAACGAAAACGUCAGUUAGUUGGGCGCUCUUUUGUAUCGGCAACUAUCUGAAACAUCAAGAAAAGAUUCACGAAGAACUAGAAGAAGUGUUUCAAGAUUCACAGAAACCAGCGACCGUACAAGAGAUCUCGCAAUUAAAAUAUCUCGACAGAGUCAUAAAAGAGUCGCGCAGAUUAUAUCCAACUGUACCUUAUAUAGCGAGGGAACUGUCAGAAGAUACAAAAAUAGGUGAUUAUAUAAUUCCAGCCAAUAUUCGAGUUUUUAUUUUAAUAUUACUGCUGCAUCGGAAUCCAGCUAUUUGGCCAGAUCCGUUAACAUUCGAUCCAGAUCGAUUUUUACCUGAAAAUAUCAAAUCAAUGCAUCCGUACGCUUACAUACCAUUCAGCGCGGGACCAAGAAAUUGUAUCGGACAAAAAUUUGCUAUGCUCGAAGAGAAAAUUAUAUUAACGGCUAUACUCAGGAAAUGGAGGAUAAAAUGCGUGGAAACUCCUGAGACAGUAAUUAUAAAAAGUGCUAUUGUUUUAGUACCAACUCAGGGAAUUCAUAUCGAAUUUAUUCCGAAAAAAUAAAUAUUAUAAAAUAAAUAUUAUACAAUAAAUAUUAUAAAAUAUUAUAAAUAAAUAAUAUUAUAAUAUUAUAAAUAAUAUUGUAAAUAAAUAUUAUUUAAAAAAUAAAUAUUAUGUAUCAGUUAUAGUUCAUGUGCGUUGGAUAAACAUUAAUAAAUACAGUAAAAUCUCUCUA